GAUGGCGAAAAUGUCUACCUCGGUGGUCGAUGUGUCAGUGAUGUGUCAGUGAGUGCCUGAGGUGGAAUAAUUUCUCCAAAUGAUUUCGCUGCGUGUUGUGUGAGAAUUGUGUGAAAAAGUGCUUCAACUUCUCUGGUCAGAAUGGCCUCACGUGGUGGUCCAAUGGUGACCGGUACCGAUGGGGCUGAUUUUCAACAUCGCCAGCGAGUUUCUGCCAUUUACCAAAUCAGUGCAAUCAACAAGUCACGACUGAAGUACUGCAUCUUCUUCCACUACCUCCUAUUUUUUGCCAUGCUGGCUAAAUUAUGCUCAGAUAUUCUGGAUCGUCUUGAUAUAUUUAUUCUGGAGAUUGAGGAGCUUCAGGUGCCAGAUCCUCUCUGGUGGGAAUACAUCUGGUGCCUAUCAAUUCUCACGACUUUUAUGGGAUUGUCUGCAGCCAAAGGGAAUCGUAUUCGGGAUAUGCAGAAAUACAUCAUUGCUCUGGUUGUGCUGGGAAUCCUACCUUUAAUUUAUGGUCUCAUCUACUACAUGAGCGAUGCCAUCGACUACAUCACAUUCGACAGUGAUGGGGAUGUGGACAUUGAAGACACAGACAUUGUCUUCUGGCAGGGACUUCCGUAUGGCCUCCUGUGGUAUGCAUUCAUCAUGGUUGGAUUCCAAAUCCAUGGAUUCUCCAUCUACUUUGCGUGGAAUCUGGUCAAGGCCUGGCAAUCCCGUAGCGCAGCCCGGAAAGUACAAUAAAAUGCUCAGCGACUUAGACGACUAUCCAACACACGUUCCUCUCGACAGAGAUAUAGCAAGAAAGAAAUAAUAAAAUAGAAAAAAAAUAAAAGCAUAAAUGACAAGGAAGUGUGUCUCACAAAGAGGCAAAAUGUUCAUCCUUUAGGAAUUGUUUAAUUGAGAAUAUUUCGUGUUCAAUGUUAUAGAUGUUGUCGAAGAAAGUCCAUUAUCCCUUGAAAUUAUCUUGGAGGGGAUAGAAAACAAUCUUUUCUCUGUAUGUUUCACCGAUAUUAACACUCAAACGACAAGAAAACCCCAUUAUACCCUGAGAAUCACGAAUUUUAUUGAUGUAAAAUCACAAAAAGAAAAAGUUGUUUUUGCAGAGGAAGUGCCUGAAAAUUAAGAUGCUGAUGGAAAAGGAGAUUAGCCAAGAAGUAAAUUAUUAAAAAAAAAUGAGUCUGCAAAAACAAUCCGGUGUUUAAACUGAGAAUUUUUGGUGCUUUCUUUGAUAUAGUAACUGUGUCUACGGAAGAAAAAUUCUUGUUUUUUUUUGGAAAAAUUGCAGAAAAUAAUAAAUGUACACAUUGAUAAAGGUCUCAAGGAAAGGUGACAAUUUUUAGAUAUUUGUCUAGUGGAACAAUUUUUCUUGUAUUUAGGGAUUGUUUUGCGUUAAUAAAAGUGAAGAAAAAAUACAA
Phlebotomus papatasi is the source of this 1415-nucleotide messenger RNA. It is a transcript of the gene jagn, whose product is annotated as protein jagunal. Gene Ontology annotation, biological process: vesicle-mediated transport; endoplasmic reticulum organization. Gene Ontology annotation, cellular component: endoplasmic reticulum membrane. The record is from RefSeq and is a predicted model, not a curated record. The coding region runs from base 142 to 741 and encodes 199 amino acids. NCBI's taxonomy places the organism in Eukaryota, Metazoa, Arthropoda, Insecta, Diptera, Psychodidae. The transcript has 3 exons.